Talaromyces atroroseus is the source of this 1629-nucleotide messenger RNA. RefSeq lists its product as hypothetical. NCBI's taxonomy places the organism in Eukaryota, Fungi, Ascomycota, Eurotiomycetes, Eurotiales, Trichocomaceae. The record is from RefSeq and is a predicted model, not a curated record. Gene Ontology annotation, biological process: threonyl-tRNA aminoacylation. Gene Ontology annotation, molecular function: ATP binding; threonine-tRNA ligase activity. The transcript has a single exon. Bases 1 to 1629 code for a protein of 542 amino acids. Gene Ontology annotation, cellular component: cytoplasm.
AUGCGCCCACCAACCGUCUUCUGCCGCAGGCAGCUUCUCGCAUCUGAUAUCCGACGGCAUCAGCGACGCUUUUCGCCAGAAGCAGUCCCUGUGCGCCAUUGCUCGUGCCAGGCCAGCCCCGUGACUCGGCCGGAUGCCUCCUCCACACGCUCCUCGCUAUCCCGACACAACACCACUGAUUCAUCCUCCAACAUCCAGCCCAACUCAGCAGCUGCAGAUCACCGCAUACUCGGCACAGCACAAGAACUGUUCACGUCGUCGCCUUACAGCCCCGGAUCGCCGUUAUUCCUGCCCAAUGGCACGCAUAUCAUCAAUAAGCUGAUCGGGUUCCUCCGUGCGCAAUACCGGCAAUACGGCUUCCGCGAAGUCUUGACGCCGAACAUCUACAAAAAGUCGCUAUGGGAAAUAUCCGGUCACUGGCAAAACUACAAGGAUGAUAUGUACGAAGUGCGUGGCCGCGGCGCCACCGGAGAAACUGCAGGAGAGGUCGGCGAGGAUGAAUCAUACGGGUUGAAACCCAUGAAUUGUCCGGGCCACUGCCUGCUGUUUAAAUCGCAAAAUCACUCCUAUCGUGAUUUGCCAGUGCGCUACACGGACUUUAGUCCUCUGCAUCGAAACGAGAUCUCCGGUUCCCUAAGCGGACUGACCCGAGUGCGGCGAUUCCAUCAGGACGACGGCCAUAUCUUCUGCCGCCCGCAGCAGAUCGGGAAGGAGAUCGAUCUGGCAUUAGCCUUUGUUAAUAUGGUGAUGAAGACGUUUGGACUGAAUAAAUAUAACCUGGUCUUGUCUACACGACCCGAAAAGGACUUUAUCGGAAGUCUGGACCUCUGGAACACUGCCGAACAACAACUACGGGAUGCACUGGAUAAGAGCGGUCUGCCAUGGGAGUUGAAUGAGGGGGAUGGCGCGUUUUACGGUCCCAAAAUCGAUAUUCAGCUGCAGGAUUCGGACGGAAAAUAUCACCAAUUGUCGACCAUUCAGCUGGACCUCAACCUCCCCCAACGCUUUGAGCUCGAAUACCAAGUUGCCGAGGGAGAGCCGGAUUAUGAUCCUCGCAAUCCCGGAAAGGCGACCCCGGUGUUGAUUCAUCGUGCCAUUUUUGGUUCACUAGAGCGCUUCCUGGCGCUCUUGAUUGAGCGCUACGCAGGCCGUUGGCCAUUCUGGCUUUCUCCGCGACAGGGCAUUAUCCUGACCGUGCAGACGGAUGAGCCGGUGUUGCGUCUCGCUGAAGAGGCGGCUUCCAAGUUUUCGGGAUUCCGUACCAUUGUUCCAAGGCUACUGUCGGAGGAGGCAGCAGCCCAACCAGCUGCUCCGCUUACAUCGACUGAGCCGACGUUCCUCAUCGAUGUCGACAGCAGCAGCCGAUCGCUAUCCAAGAAGAUCCAGCACGCCAAGGCAAUGAAGUACAACUUGAUUUUUGUUGUGGGAUCGAAAAACGUCGCCGACUCAACCAUUGACGUCGACAUCUCCGGCCAGCUCCAGGGCAGCCGAGAGGACGAUUCAGCGACACUGCGCGGCGUGCUGAGCGGGCUCGUUGGGGACUCGGCUUUGCAGAAUUCGCGGGCGCUGAAAAUGAAGCUUGACGAUGUCCGGCCGCUGCUGUUGCAGCUGGAGCGCAAUUUCCUAUAA